CGGCCAUGUCGGUGCAGGAGGACCCGGUGCAGCGGGAGAUCCAUCAGGACUGGGCCAACCGCGAGUACAUCGAGGUGAUCACCAGCUCGAUCAAAAAGAUCGCGGACUUCCUCAACUCGUUCGACAUGUCGUGCCGGUCCCGGCUGGCCACCCUCAACGAGAAGCUGACGGCGCUGGAGCGCAGGAUCGAGUACAUCGAAGCACGGGUCACCAAGGGCGAGACGCUGACGUAGGCCCGGGGCUGCCCCGUGCCCCCUCCUCG
Indicator indicator is the source of this 262-nucleotide messenger RNA. It is a transcript of the gene BRK1, whose product is annotated as BRICK1 subunit of SCAR/WAVE actin nucleating complex. The transcript has 3 exons. The coding region runs from base 6 to 233 and encodes 75 amino acids. Gene Ontology annotation, cellular component: SCAR complex. The record is from RefSeq and is a predicted model, not a curated record. Gene Ontology annotation, biological process: regulation of actin polymerization or depolymerization; actin filament organization; cell motility. Lineage: Eukaryota; Metazoa; Chordata; Aves; Piciformes; Indicatoridae. Gene Ontology annotation, molecular function: protein-containing complex binding.